Messenger RNA from Micropterus dolomieu (smallmouth bass), 3160 nucleotides. It is a transcript of the gene cyp4f3, whose product is annotated as cytochrome P450 4F3. The record is from RefSeq and is a predicted model, not a curated record. Lineage: Eukaryota; Metazoa; Chordata; Actinopteri; Centrarchiformes; Centrarchidae. The transcript is spliced from 14 exons. Gene Ontology annotation, molecular function: monooxygenase activity; iron ion binding; heme binding. Bases 628 to 2298 code for a protein of 556 amino acids.
UUUUAUUGGUCCAAAACUGGCUUCACUGCUCUCCAUUCAAAUCAACGUGGUGGCUUCGUCCAGUAAUAUACUGUCUAUGCUUCUUCCCCAACACUCACUUAAAGAGUCGUUCAGUUAAAUCCUUUGAAAGGAAAUACAAGUAUCUGGUUAUGACAAAAAUUGAAACUUGAUAUAUGCAACUUGAUAAAUAGAACAAAAACUAUACACACUGACUGUGCAGUUAUUUGCAGAAAGUGGUUGUAGUGUCAGUGUGUCUUGUUUUUCAAUGAAGAGUGACUAGAUUAAAAUAAUGUCCAUAUAUUUGGCAAGAGAAAAAAAAUUAAAAUAUGUCUAGUUGUUUACCUAACCAUAAAAAAUACUAAUCAAUGGUUAUUGUCACUUUAAAAAAUGUAAAUUACUAAUGCAAUUUACAACAAGACAUAAACAGCUUCUACAGUUUUUCCACCUCAACAACUUUAUUUGGCCUCAUACUACAAAUUCUUGUACAAGAAGUUGGAGUGAGGCAAAUGGGGAGAAACUGUUCAUUUUGAGAACAGUUGAUCUGGAGCUAACACUGUGAUAGUACUCAACAUCUUUCUGAUUUUAUCCUCCCUGCUGCUGAGUCUCCAUCACUAAAAAACGAUAAAGAUGAAGAUGUGGGAGGUGACGGGUUAUUCUAACAGACAAAACCCCAGCAUGUCUGUCCUCCAAGGUGUCUUCUCUCAGGUCCUCAGCUGGACGGGCCUCUGUCAGGUGCUGUUUGUGGUCAGUACUGGACUAGGAGCUGUGGUUAUCUGUUGGACAGUGAGGCUGUUGAUGCGACACGCCUGGUACACACACAGGCUGUCCUGCUUCAGCAAGCCACAUGCAAACUCCUGGCUUUUAGGCCACCUAGGCCAGAUGCAGAGCACAGAAGAAGGUCUCCUGCAGGUGGAUGACUUGGUGAGGACAUACGAACACUCUUGCAGCUGGUUCAUUGGCCCUUUCUAUCACAUAGUCAGACUCUUCCACCCUGACUACGUCAAACCUCUGUUAAUGGCCCCUGCCAGCAUUACAGUGAAAGAUGAGCUUAUCUACGGUCAUCUGCGCCCAUGGCUUGGACAGAGCCUGCUGCUAAGCAACGGGGAGGAGUGGUCUCGCAAGAGACGGCUGCUGAGUCCUGCUUUUCAUUUCGAUAUUCUGAAGAACUACGUCGCAAAGUUUAACACCUCAACUAACACCAUGCAUAAUAAGUGGCGCAACCUGUUGGCAGGAGGCAGGGCUAACAUAGAGAUGUUUGACCAUGUCACCCUGAUGACAUUGGACAGUUUACUGAAAUGUGCCUUCAGCUACAACAGCAACUGUCAGCAGUCUACCAGUGAGUAUGUGUCGGCCAUAGUGGAGUUGAGUGACCUGAUCAUAGACCGUCGGCAAAAGAUUUUACACCACUGGGAAUGGAUCUACUGGAAAACACAGCAGGGAAAACGAUUCAAAAAGGCCUUGAGCAUUGUACACAGGUUUACCAGGGAAGUGGUUCAGAGGCGGCGUGCCCUGCUCAGCCGACAGAGAGAGACAGAAAUAGAUUUCACUACAGCGCCGCAGAGAAAGAAAGAUUUUGUGGACAUCAUACUGCUUUCACGGGAUGAGGAUGGACGAGGACUAACAGAUGAGGAAAUACAGGCUGAGGCCAACACCUUCAUGUUCGCAGGUCAUGACACAACAGCCAGUGCUAUUUGCUGGACGCUGUAUAAUUUAGCACGCCACGAACACUAUCAGGAGAAAUGCAGGCAGGAAGUGAUGGAUCUGAUGCAAGGACGAGAUAGACAUGAAAUAGAGUGGGAGGAUCUGUCCCGCCUUCCCUUCACCACCAUGUGCAUCAGAGAGUCUCUCCGACUCCAUUCUCCUGUGCAGGCUGUAACAAGGAAGUACACCCAGGACAUGGCACUGCCAGGGGAUUGCACAGUACCACAGGGUGCCAUCUGUUUGGUCAGUAUUUAUGGAACCCACCACCACCCUGCUGUUUGGACAGACCCACAUGAGUUUCUUCCUCUGCGUUUUGACCCUGCAAACACAGAGGGACGGGCUUCUCAUGCCUUCAUCCCCUUUUCCUCAGGCCCCAGGAACUGUAUUGGUCAGAAAUUCGCCCUGGCAGAGCUUCGAGUUGUCGUGGCGUUGACCCUGCUCAGGUUUCGCCUGACCCCGGGAGUGAACCCUGAACUUGGGACCAGCUCUGAAGGAGUUCGCCGGCUCCCCCAACUAGUCCUGCGUGCAGAGGGAGGUUUGUGGCUGCAGCUGGAGUCUCUGAACCUUCACAACCUGGAGGAGUCACAGGAUGAAUAAUCCAACAAGAUGACAUCUGUUUUUAUAACAAUGAGUUCAGUGGAUUUAUGUUUACUGUAUUUUUUCUAAAAUUAUUUGUGACCUCUAUUUUCUACAAAGCAAUUUGUUAGUCUACAUGAUUAUUUUAUUAUAACUUUAAAAAUUGAAUGUGAUAUAAGUGAAUGUACUAUUGCAUAAUGUGAUAUCCAUUUUAUUGUUCAAAUAAAUCCUGAGGUAGAAAAAAAAUGUAUUCCUCAUCCAAACGCUCUGCAGGGAGACAGAGCGACUUUUGAGGUUACAACACAGGUUGUAAAAACAUGAUUAUCUUGCUUGCCCGAGACUAGACUAGGGCCUGAAUUAUUGAAGACAGGUCAAGCUAGGGCCACAUUUUCAGGCCACAGUCUUACACUUAAUGUAAAAUAAAUAAAAGGAAUUACCAUAUUAGCUAGGGGUCUGCGACAUGUGAUUUAAGGACUCUUAAUGAAAAUAUUUCUGUAGGGACUGUGAGAAAUACAUUAUAAGUUGCUGAUUUUUAGGAUUUCACUGUAUUUAACUUGUGAGAAAUUAACAUUGGUCACAGGGUUUUUAUUCCUAAGCAAAAGGUUGUCUGAUUUACAAUAAACAUCUGCUGGCAUGUAGGUGAGAGUUUUAACAUAGACCAAUCAAGAGACAGAGAAACAUCUGAUGCCACAUACAUUUGCAUUUCCUUUCUUAGCUCAGGAAGAGUUUUUGAGUGUAUGCUAAUACUCAUACUCAUCUACCAUUUGCUGGCUGUUGUUUGUUUUGUACUUGUUCUGUACUUAAGGAGAGGAAAUGCUGAGUUCGAGAGAGUAACCCUGCGUUCUCUUCAUGGCCACGUUACAUAAAGAAAUGAUUCAACACA